AUGGAUGAGGUGAGAGAAUUUGAGCGGGCAAUCCAGGAGGCCACCAACCAGAAGAUUGGCGUUUUUCCCCCGUCCAUCUCCAUCAGCGAGACGCCGUUGUCCUCCUGUGCCCUCACCGGCCCCGCCAGCGCCCCCACCACCCCUUUGUGCACAGAUGCGCCCGAUUCCCUCUCCCUCCCCAAGGACCGGCCCCGUAAGAAGUCCGCCCCGGAAACCCUGACUCUCCCGGAUACGCCUCCAAGUGAUUACCACGUGGGGCAGCUGUACAUGAUCAGCAAGCACAGCCAUGAGCAGAGCGAUAAAGGGGAAGGUGUGGAGGUGGUCCAGAAUGAACCCUAUGAAGACCCCACUCACGGCAAGGGACAGUUCACAGAGAAACGCCUCUUCCUCAACAGUAAACUUCCUAGCUGGGCUCGAGCUGUGGUUCCUAAAAUCUUUUAUGUCACCGAGAAGGCGUGGAACUAUUACCCUUACACCAUCACAGAAUAUACUUGCUCCUUCCUUCCAAAGUUCUUCAUUCACAUAGUGACCAAAUACGAGGACAACAAAGGCUCCAAUGAUAAUAUAUUUCAGUCCGAGCUGCAGGACCAGGAGAGGGACGUGUGUUUUGUCGACAUUGCCUACGACGAACUCCCUGAACGCUAUUACAAAGAGUCAGAGGACUUGCGAUACUUCAGGUCAGAGAAGACUUCGCGAGGCCCGCUUAAGGAGGGCUGGACGGACACGGAAAAUCCCAUCAUGUGCUCGUACAAACUGGUCACGGUCAAGUUUGAGGUGUGGGGUCUGCAGACGCGUGUGGAGCAGUUUGUGCAUAAGGUGAUUCGGGACAUCUUGCUGCUUGGACACAGGCAGGCUUUCGCUUGGGUGGAUGAAUGGAUUGACAUGACUAUGGACGAGGUGAGAGAAUUUGAGCGGGCAAUCCAGGAGGCCACCAACCAGAAGAUUGGCGUUUUUCCCCCGUCCAUCUCCAUCAGCGAGACGCCGUUGUCCUCCUGUGCCCUCACCGGCCCCGCCAGCGCCCCCACCACCCCUUUGUGCACAGAUGCGCCCGAUUCCCUCUCCCUCCCCAAGGACCGGCCCCGUAAGAAGUCCGCCCCGGAAACCCUGACUCUCCCGGAUACGCCUCCAAGUGAUGUACAGCAGGGAUCUACUCCAAGGCCACUACCUUCUUCAAAUGACCUCCGGUCCUCCACGCCACCUUCCUCCAAUCCUGAUCUUGUUGGAAUGGGGGACCAGUAAACCGACCUUGGAAUGUCUUCCCGUUGAGUUAAGUCUACCCGCCAAAGACUGGUGCCUGAAUACAGCCAUCCCUAACUAAAGAUAGCCAAGUCAUGAUUAUACACACCUAAAAGCGAGUUUAUUGUAUUUUUUUUUUUGGUUUUUCAAAAAGUCUCACAUUCCCAUUUAUACAGAGCUGCUAACAGUCUAAUUUGUUAUGUUAGGCCAGUACCAUGCACUGCUUGUCCAGUCUUACUCAAAAGCUGAUUUUUGAAUCUUCCACUCAGCUUGUGCAGGAUUUGGGUCGACGGUGUGAGUUCUGGAUGAGUGGGUCCCCGCUGAUCACAGCAAAUUAGUGAAAGACUCGUUAUCAAGCACAUUGGCAGCAACAGGCCUGUGUUCUGCACAAUCAUGAAGUUUUACAGUGUUGACAAUGUGAAUGAUCGACCUCUUUUCACUUAGACAAACCGUCCUAUAAAGACAGGGGUCUCCAAUUAAAGAACUGUACAUCAGCCUACGUUUUGGUAAUACAACACACUAAAACCAACUGGACAUAACCUACGCUAAAUUAUUUAAGUUCCGUAUUGAGCUGAGUACAAGUGUUUCUUUAGGACCUGUUUUUUGGGAAACAAUAUUUCAAAGUACGACUAAAAACGAUCCAAGUCAUGUUGAAUAACUGGUAGAUGCAGUUUGAUGGGUUGAUCACCAUGAUCUUAAAGUUGGCGUCCUACACAAACUCCUGUGUUUGCUAACAUGCUGCUGUGAAGAAAAGAUCUGACUGGCUUUCAGGGAAGUCCUUUGGCACCACCUUCUGGUUUGCACGUACAAAUCCAGACUCUGAAAAUCAGCUCCCAUGGACUAUAUCCACGGGAAAAGUGUUUUAGUCAAGGUAAAAACACCCUUAAGCUUUGUAUUAUAGAUGACCAAAUACAUUUUUGUUUAGUAAUACUUUUAGAAUAAACAUCAGGCCGUUAAACACACACUUGGACACCCCUGUCUUUGAACAAUUUCCUGAUCUCUAUGCCCUUCCACUUCAGAGACCUUGAACCUAUUUUUCUUGCACGGAAUCCCCUAGUCCUCAUGCGGGACUAGGGGAUAUCUUUUAAGCAGUCAAACCGAGAAGAAUACGCCUACUCACCACCGAGCCACAAGGUCAUUCCAUUGCUGGUCGUCACGUUUGUAACCACGACACAAAGUACGGACACAUCAGGACGGCUGCUAAUAACAGUUGGCGUCAUUUCACUGAAAAGACUUUUGGACUACAGGAUCAGUACAAUCAGUGUUCACGCCUCAGGUCUCCCUGCUUGUUUAUACUACAACCCAGUCUGCAAACUCACAAUGUUUACAACAAUCAGAAACUGUUUGCCUUUGCAUAGUCAAGCCAUGGAGUGCACAUGCGGUCUUGAAUACCUUUUUUUUUUUUUGGGGAAGUCAUGAUCACAAAAAUACUGAAGUGUCCUCUAUGCUGGGAUGUCUGGCGGCGUACAGUGCCGUGCAAAAGUCUUAGGCCCACAUUAGAUUCCAUCUUCAUACUUUUAAAAGCGAGUUUGUUGGCUGGAAAUGACAAACAUAUUGGGAGAUUGUCAACACAGAAGAUGUAUGAAACAAGUAAAUAUUUAGUCCACUCUACAAAGGCUGAAUGCUUAAUUGGAAACGGACAAUCAUUCCCCUUAUUCUGGUAAAUAGCUCCUUUCGUUGAUUCCAUAAUCACUGAAAUGGUUCAAAUGCAUUCCUCUAUCUGCACCUUUUUGAUCCAGAUCCUCCAUAUACCGAAUAAUAAUGCUUUGAGUCUAAUUGACUGGCCUGGACUUUUGCAAAGUACUGUAAAUGUGAUUCAACUCUCUAUCCACUCAAUCACUUUAGUGCCAUUGUGGGAAGGAAAUGCUAUGUUCUGGGUACUUUUUUUUAAUUUAUUCAAAGUUUUCCCCCAACAUUGUAACAUAUCGAGGUGUAAAGUGGAGGCUGACUUGUGCUGUUUUGCCUGCAGAGGAUGGCUUCUGUUAAUCACUGCUUUGGUGCUUGGUGAGGAUUGACCUACCAACUAGAACUUUUCAAACCGUUUCCUGUCGCCAUCCGAAGCCCCCUUGCGGUCAGUAUUACAAAAAAAUAUCAUUUUACCUUCUUUUCACACGGGGCAAUGACUAUUCAGUGAUCAAACGGCAGAAUUUCAAGUGCUUCUUCUAUAUGCUGCAUGGAAUGUCUCCUCUAUACCUUGCGUAUAUUCCAAGAAGGAUAUUUGUAUAUGGAUUUAUUAAUGAUGCACCUGUAUGGGGUGAAGAAGUGAAUGCCUCAAUGCUACUCAUUUUAUAUUUUGAGCAUGCCAAGAGAAUAUGAACUGCAUGCCACGGUUACAUUCUCACCCAGUAAUCCCAAAUAUAGGUGCUUUUUCAUCUGGUUUUUGCCAAGAGUGCAAUUCGGGAACGUUUAGUAGGAUAACAUGCAGAAAUGACGCACAUGUGAAAGUUUAUUUUGAUAACACUAAUGACGCGGCGAUAGAUUUUGCGUAUUUUUUUUCUUAAGCCGGUCUAUUUGCCGCAACAUUCCACGGUAGUGACGGCGAGUUGUUCGCGUGUGUAAAUCUCCCAACCCCAAACAUAAGAUCUUUUUUUCCAGAAAGGGACGUAUGCGUGUGUGGUUUUUCUUGUUGCGUGCGCCUUACUUUUUGUAUGAAAUCCUACUAAAUUGUGAUAAUACACGCAAAUGGGCUAUUGCAUUACAUGGCAUGCAUAAGUUUACUUUUCUCACUUUGAGUUACCGUGCAUUUGUGCAAUGGUUAGGAUUUAGCUGGAAAUGGCAAAACAAAUUUGAGAAGACAGUCUUUUGCACUUAGGCCUUAAAAUGAACUGCAUUUGAUGUUGUUUUGCCAAUUCCUCCUAAAAGAUACCACUGACACUGCUCUUCUUUUGCCUUGCUUUGUAAGAUUUUGCGUUUAAUUGUGAUUACAUUCCCGGAAAAGAAGCUAUUUCCCUUCCCCCUUGCUUCGAAAUCGCCAUCUCGAGUGCAAAUGUGUACGAUUUGUUCUGUUGCGGUCUAACGCGACACGGUGACUGCAACGUCUUACUUGCCAUAAACGCUGUUUAAUAUUCUGUACAGUUUUUGUUGAAAGAGUUGUUGGUAGUUAUCAGUAACUCUCGCUUUUUUUUUUUUUCGUAAACCUUUUUUGAAUCGGCCAUCAUUGUUGGAUAUAAUGGAGUGUAUGUGCGUCGUCAGGGAUAUAUUUGCUACGUCACGGGCUGUUCCGGUUUAAACUAGCUACCUUUUUUCAGUUGUAUGCUCUGUUUAAAAGAGUAUUGUAAAUAUUGUUAUGGAUUGAUAGUUUUUUUUUUUGUUGUUUUUCAUUGGAUCUGUUUAAGUGGAUGGCAGCUUCAUGAACGUGUGAAUCUACGAAGGAAUUUGUCAGUGGUUUCUCGCAGUAAUAAUGGUGGACUUCUAACACUGUUUUCUAUUUUUCGUAUUGUUUGUAACACCUUUUUUUGAGUGAAGUGGCGGAUUUGUUGGAUUCGGAUUUUCUUUUUUUUUUUUCCUGGAGUAAUCCUGCUGUAACUUGAGGGAUAAAAUCCUUUUUAAUUGAAGGACCAAGCCUUUUUUUUUUGUUUGUUUUUUCUGUUGCACUUUGAAUCCGAUCUUUAACCUGACGUUACCCCGGGGUCUGUGUCACAAGCAAGAAGCUGUAAUUAUUGAGCUACUUCCUGUACUUUUGUCCACUUGUGCUUUGUGUAAUGGGCCCCAAAAAGUGUUCAUUGGAGAGUUGAUUCAUCGGCUUCUUUGGUAAUGUAAUUGUUUCACUAUUAUGAGCUAGAUAAAGGAAAUAAAAAAAUCCAUGCAUCAUUA
Molecule: messenger RNA, 5049 nt
Organism: Nerophis ophidion (straightnose pipefish)
Lineage: Eukaryota; Metazoa; Chordata; Actinopteri; Syngnathiformes; Syngnathidae
Product: cytoplasmic phosphatidylinositol transfer protein 1-like
Exons: 9
Coding region: 1-1239 (412 amino acids)
Biological process (GO): phospholipid transport
Cellular component (GO): cytoplasm
Molecular function (GO): phosphatidylinositol binding; phosphatidylinositol transfer activity
Source: RefSeq, a predicted model, not a curated record